AUGUACCCCAACCAGAAACCCUGGAUGAACCGAGACGUUCGUCUCCUGCUGAAGGCCCGCAACAUCGCCUUCAGGUCAGGGGAUGCACAGACUUACAAUGCAGCCAGGGCUGAGCUGAAGAAGGGAAUCAAGAAGGCCAAACACCACUACAAAAGGGAGGUGGAGGAUCAUUUUUCUAACUCCAACCCCCAACGUAUGUGUGAUAUUUUUGGGUUGGGUGACUUGCCAAAGAAAUCCAGCUGUGAGAAUGAGAGGAAAGAGGACUCCAGUCAACCUUCACUGAUCCCACCAACAGCGCAGCAAAAUGCUGAAGCAUCAACUAAGACAGGAGCAUCAGGGGACAGUAAAGAUGAUCUCUGCCCAAUAUGCUUGGAUCGGUUGAUCAAAAAGAAACAACUAAAGUGUAAACACACAUUUUGUGAUGAGUGCCUCCAAGCGUCAGUACAACACACUGGACCCAUGUGUCCUGUAUGCAAAGAUGUUUUUGGUGUGAUGGAGGGAGACCAGCCUGAUGGAGUAAUGACAUGGAUCAAUAGCUCUUCAUUCCUCCCUGGAUUCUCAGGCUGUGGCAGCAUAAUGAUCACAUACACUUUUCCUAAUGGAAAACAGACGAAAAAGCAUCCUAAUCCUGGACAACCAUAUCAGGGAACUACCAGAACUGCAUAUCUUCCAGACAACGAAGAGGGCCAAGAAGUUCUGAAACUGCUGAAAAAAGCUUUCGACCAGAAAAUGACUUUCACUGUUGGGACGUCCAGAACAAGCGGGUUGGACAACCAGGUGAUCUGGAAUGAUAUUUCUCACAAGACAUCAAAGACAGGAGGACCGCAGAGUUUUGGAUAUCCUGACCCCAAUUACCUGAGCAAAGUAAAGGAGGACCUGAAAGCUAAAGGCAUAGAGUGACUCUGAGAGAGUGAUGAUUUAUUUUACAA
Xiphophorus maculatus (southern platyfish) is the source of this 929-nucleotide messenger RNA. RefSeq names its product E3 ubiquitin-protein ligase DTX3L-like. The record is from RefSeq and is a predicted model, not a curated record. Bases 1 to 900 code for a protein of 299 amino acids. Lineage: Eukaryota; Metazoa; Chordata; Actinopteri; Cyprinodontiformes; Poeciliidae. The transcript has 4 exons. Gene Ontology annotation, biological process: protein ubiquitination; Notch signaling pathway. Gene Ontology annotation, molecular function: metal ion binding.